UUGCUCUAAUACUUCUUUGGUUUUGUUAUUUUUUUCCGCCCAUAUAAUUCAUCUAAAGUUCAAUAAACUCAUCUACGCUUUUUGUUUUUUUUUUCUUUAAGAGAGGUAGUUUUUAUUAUAUAACAAAAAAAACUCAUAAAUACGCUGUGUAAAAAGAGUGAGAGAUGGAGAGAGAGAGAAUGUGGUGGUGGUCAUCGUCGUCGACAAAACUCCGAUCAAAUCUUGAGAGAUUUCUUAUCGGAAUCACUCCAAUCCCUCCUUCUUUCUCUUUAUCACAGAGCUGCGAGAACGAUUUGAACAGUUUGUGGAUCCAGGAGAGCAAAGAUGAGACCGAAUAUUUUAAGCUUAGUGAUCUUUGGGAUUAUUUUGAUGAGCUGAGCGCCUAUGGACUCGGAUCAAAGGUUGUUUUAAACAAUGGUGACUCCGUUAUGCAGUACUAUGUCCCCUAUCUAUCCGCCAUUCAAAUCUAUACUAACAACAAAUCUACAGCUAUGUCCAGGAACCAGAGUGAUGUUGUUGAUUAUGAAAGUGAAUGUUGGAGUGAUGAUAGUGAGAUUGAGAAGUUGCCAAGGUCACUGAGCAGUCGUUCUAGUAGUGUUUCUGAGGAUUCCGGUUAUGAAAUCGAUGGCGUUUCUUCGUUGAUGCGAGAUAAGCUCGGUUCCAUUGAUUUUCAGUUCUUUGAGUCCAUUAAACCUCACUUGCGGGUUCCUCUCACCACCAAGGUAAAAGAAUUGGCUAACAAGUAUCCGGGACUUACGACUCAAAGGAAUGUUGAUUUGUCUCCGGCAAGUUGGAUGGCCAUUGCGUGGUAUCCGAUAUACCAUAUUCCACCUCGGAAGAUCGAUAAAGACUUAUCCACGUGUUUCUUGAGUUAUCAUACGCUUUCUUCGGCUUUCCAAGGUCAUUUGGUAGAGGGAGACGACGACGAUGAGAUUAACGAAACCAUGGACGAAGAAACAUUGUGCUGUGAGGAUGAAUCAGUAACCAAGAGACUUCCUCUGCCUCCUUUUGGUUUAGUUUCCUACAAGUUGCAAGGAGAUUUGUGGGGGAAUCAAGAAUCAUCUGACCAAGAACGUCUAGUUUAUCUCCGCAGUGCAGCGGAUUCGUGGCUGAAACAGCUUAAUGUUCAUGAUCACCAUGACUAUAUCUUCUUCUCCAUGAACAAGAGCUAGUAGGUUCAAAAAGACAAAACUCUGUUUUUAGUUGUUCUCCAACUCGCCAUUGUAGCUAAAAAUUUAUAUUCCUUCUGUUGUGUACUUGUGUUGUGAGGUGUGUGACUUGUGCCUCAAGUUUUUUUUUUUGGUCUUUCUUGCAUCUGUUUUAUGUUUGUUUGGUAAGGAUUUCUGACCAUAUAACUUUGUUGUCAGAACUAACAUAUCUUGUCAGAUGUUUUUCUUCUGUAAAUUGGUUCGUCGUUACAGAACGAAAUAAAUGAACUUUGCAA
Capsella rubella is the source of this 1444-nucleotide messenger RNA. RefSeq lists its product as uncharacterized. NCBI's taxonomy places the organism in Eukaryota, Viridiplantae, Streptophyta, Magnoliopsida, Brassicales, Brassicaceae. The record is from RefSeq and is a predicted model, not a curated record. The coding region runs from base 165 to 1172 and encodes 335 amino acids. The transcript has 6 exons.